Molecule: messenger RNA, 840 nt
Organism: Cyphellophora attinorum
Lineage: Eukaryota; Fungi; Ascomycota; Eurotiomycetes; Chaetothyriales; Cyphellophoraceae
Exons: 1
Coding region: 1-840 (279 amino acids)
Source: RefSeq, a predicted model, not a curated record
AUGUAUCCCUCGCUCCGCCUCCCGUGGUCUACCAGCCCGUCUCAGGCUGAGACGCUCUACAGGAGCGCCGGUCUGCUCCGCACCAAGGGCACCAUCUUCCUCCUGCCGCCGCCAGACUCCCAACUUCGUGUAGCAUUCAACAACUCACCGCGGCCCAAGACGCGGAUGAGCAGCGGCGCUGUUGCGCUUUGCAAGCAUUUUGAGCGGCGGCAGGCUCUCCAAGACCUCGACAAAGCAAGGACGAUAAGGAGCAUGCUAGGAUACGACAAUGCUGAUGGUGUAGGUCCAGGAGCCGACGAUGGCAACGACGGAUCAUCAGGAUCAGCAUCAGUGCUCGGUGCUAGCAGGCCCGACGGUGCAGCGCAAAGCUAUCGACUAAGCAAGCGGAAGGAAGGCGAUGCACCACAUCCCUACUGGCCACUCCCCACUGGCUCGAAUGACGAGAAGACGGCUACUGCUGAGAAGGUUCUCGACAAGGUGCUGGCGGAAGCGGUUUGGCGAAAUGUUAUGCUCCUCCAUUCGGGCGUUGCUGUGUAUGAGAUACGGGUUCUGGGGGGAUGGGGGAUGCGUUGGACUUUAGCUGUGGAGCGAGAUGGUGAUGAGGUCGAGGGACAAGGGGCAGACGACAACACUUCUGACUCUGUGCGGCAAACGACUACUAUGCAGGGAGAGGACGGCGACGCGGUGGUGCUGAACGAGACGAACUCGUCAGCAACGGUGAAGCCGACAGCGGCGGAUCCCAAAGACGAAGAGAGCCUUGCACAGACGAAUUGGAAGAUCACCAGAGUAACCUUCCGAGGCUUACUGGAGCCGAUCGCUGGACUGGACCAUGAACUAUGA